AUGAUAAUCCAAGUUUCAUCCCUUCUGCCCAUUGUGGCUCUCCUCUUUGCCACGGUCAGGCCUGUUGCCGCCAACGCUGAAAAGGCCAUCUUCAUAGCCCCGGACACCGUCAACAUCCCCCUGCGGAAGCCUUCCCUUGACGAUCUCAACCUCCAUGUCUUGACUCCCAGCACCUGGUCAAUUAGAGCCAACCUAACCCGAGUCUUCCCCACAGAGUCUGGGGAUGCUUCUGCUCGGGCGUUCACGUGGUUGCUGCUGGACGGGCUCACUCCCGGCCAGCGCUACGAGUUUCGUGUUUGCUGGGCUGCCAUUCAACCCACUAAUUUCGCCAUGGACGUCUACGAAUUGGACGCCGUCUGGGAUACGCCGGAGCUCAUCCAGUCACUCGCAGAGUACGCCAGCUCACGUCAACCUAACUCUGAAGGUGGUCAAGAUCCGUCUCUAGAGGGCCAGCAGGAGCGGAAAUCUUCUGUUCUGUUGCUCCAAGUACGAGCAUUCGCCGAGUACUUCACCGACAAUGCAGCGCUCAUGAAGGACCCCCCUCCAGUUUUGGUCGAUCUCAUCCUGGACCCGUACUUGUACAAUGCUGUCCCCCGUUCUCUCCUCCCCACCAUUGGAUACCUCGUCCUCGUAGGACUAGUCGCUUGGUCUGUGGCUCGUUCCGUCGCCUCCAAGCUACAGUCUAUAGCUGUCACCGCCGAGACAUCGACAAAAAAGCGAAACUAG
This is a messenger RNA of Ilyonectria robusta, 726 nucleotides long. RefSeq lists its product as uncharacterized. Gene Ontology annotation, cellular component: mannosyltransferase complex; endoplasmic reticulum membrane. The coding region runs from base 1 to 726 and encodes 241 amino acids. Lineage: Eukaryota; Fungi; Ascomycota; Sordariomycetes; Hypocreales; Nectriaceae. Gene Ontology annotation, biological process: GPI anchor biosynthetic process. Gene Ontology annotation, molecular function: mannosyltransferase activity. The record is from RefSeq and is a predicted model, not a curated record. The transcript is spliced from 2 exons.